GGGAAGGGAUGGCGGUUCUGGGCCAUCUUCCCGGCCCUGUGCAUCACAACCCUCCUCGCCGCCGUCGAGGUCACCGUCGUGUCGACCGCCCUGCCGUUCAUCGUGCACGAGCUCGGCAUCGGGGACUCGUACGUCUGGAUCCUGAACGCCUAUCUUUUGACUAGCUGCGCGUUCAUGCCCAUCCUCGGCCAAAUGGCCGACAUCUGGGGGCGGCGGUACCUCAUGAUCCUGGUGGUGGCGUUGUUCGCGCUGGGGGCCGGCAUCGCGGGCGGAGCCAGCAACCUGCCCAUGAUCGUGGCCGGGCGGGCCAUCCAGGGCAUCGGCGGCGGUGGCGUCAAUUUCACCGUGCAGCUGGUCGUGUGCGACCUGGUGCCGCUGCGCGAGCGCGGCAACUACAUGGCCAUCCUCUUCCUCUUCUUCACCGUCGGCACGGCCAUGGGGCCCUUCGUCGGCGGCGCCAUCGUCGAGCGCUCCAGCUGGCGCUGGGUCUUCUGGAUCAACCUGCCCAUCGCCGGCGCCGCCCUGGUGCUGCACCUCUUCUUCCUGCGCGUCAAGCACGACCGGCGCGGCUCGCUGGGCGAGAAGCUGCGCCGCAUCGACUGGGCCGGCAACCUCCUGCUGAUCACCUCGGUCGUGUCGGUGCAGAUCGCGCUCUCGUGGGGCGGCACGCGCUACGCCUGGGCCAGCGCCCCGGUGCUGGUGCCGCUAGUGCUGGGCCUCGCCGGGCUGGCGCUGUUUCACCUGUACGAGACGGCGCCCUGGGUGGAGAUGCCGACGCUGCCCGAGCGGCUCUUCCGGCGGCGCACGCCGGCGGCCGCGCUGGUGAUCGCCUUCCUCGACGCCAUGCUGCUCUACUGGGCCAGCUACUUCCUGCCGGUCUACUUCCAGGCCGUCCAGGGCGCCUCGCCCAUCGCCAGCGGCGUCGACUUUUUGCCGACGUCGGUCAUCAGCGUCCUCACCGGCGUCGUGUGCGGCGCCGUGCUGACCAGGACGGGCCGGUACCGGCCGCUGCACUUCGUGGCGUUCGCGCUCAUGAGCCUCGGACUGGGCAUGUUCAGCCGGCUCGGCGGCGCCACGUCGUCGUCGUCCUCCCGGGCCGAGUACAUCGGCGUGCAGGUGCCCUUCGCGCUCGGCGUCGGCUGCCUCAUCGCGUCGAACCUGCCCGCCGUGCAGGCCGACCUGCCGGACCGCGACGCGGCCGUGUCGGCGGCCGCCUUCAACUUCAUGCGCGGCUACGGCGGCAUCUGGGGCGCCGCCGUGCCCGCCGCCGUCUUCAACGCCCGCUGCGACGCCGAGGCCUGGCGCGUCGCCGACCCGGCCGUGCGCGCGCGCCUCGCUGCCGGCCGCGCCUAUGGCUUCGUCACCACCGCCGCGACGACGGCGGCGGCGCUGGGUGGUGGUGGUGGUGGUAGUGCUGCUGGUGAUGGCGGGCUGGCGUCGUCGAGCGAUGAGGCGGUGCGCGCUCAGGUGGUCGACGUGUUCACGCGCGCGCUGAGCAUGACGUGGAAGGUCGGCCUCGCCUUCUCGCUGCUGGGGUUCCUGCUGGUGUUUGUCGAGAAGGAGAUCGUGCUGAGGAGCACGCUCGAGACGGAGUACGGCUUGAAGGAGAAGGCCGAGGGG
Molecule: messenger RNA, 1620 nt
Organism: Thermothielavioides terrestris NRRL 8126
Lineage: Eukaryota; Fungi; Ascomycota; Sordariomycetes; Sordariales; Chaetomiaceae
Exons: 2
Biological process (GO): transmembrane transport
Molecular function (GO): transmembrane transporter activity
Source: RefSeq, a predicted model, not a curated record